CCCCCCCCCCCCCAGUAAGUAGGUGGACUUUAACACUCAUUUAAUUUGGUUUUACGAAUAUAUUAAUGGCUCCUUCUGAAAACCUAAGGCAAGUGCUGGUGGAAAUUCCAAACCCGCAACCUAAGAUCGCCGUCCAUCUUCGCAGGUCCUAUGAAGAAAUUCUGAAUUCUACAAGAGUACAAACACGGUUAACAACACUUCAUGCCAAUGUUCCUCCAAUGUCUUUUCUCAGAAGAGAGAAUGAACCAACAGGUGAUUGCUUGGUUCAGGAUGUGAAUGUUGAGUCAGCACAAGAUAUUUCUGAAGUCACAUCACUCACCAGAAGAAACUUUGGAGCUAGAAGAGGAAUGUGCAUCAAUUCAUCAACUUUUAUCAGUAACAAAAAAACAUUGGAAAAUGACAGUGAGAAAGAAUUACCUUUCAAGAAACAACGACUGCAUUUUAAGCCAGGUGUAAAUUUAGAAGUCAAACUGGAUGAUCUACUAACAUCUCAGCUAGUGCAUACUCUCUUAUUGCACCGAUAUCCAGCAAUUGAUGAUGAGGACAUGAAAUUGGUUCUUCCAUCAUUGAUCUUGAAAUGUGCUCAGAAACAGCUGGAGUUAUCCAAAAGCAAUGUUUAUCGUUCAAUACCACGAUGGCGUUUGGGUUCCAACAGAGAUGCAUACUGCUAUCGCAAAGCACAUAAUCAUCUUCAGGCUUUCAAGAGAACAUGCCUGGAACAAGGGAAGCUAUUAUUGCAAGCAGGAUGCUGGGAAACUUCAUUAAACUACAUACUGAUUGCAUGGAGGAUUACAAGUGAACUUCCACAGUGGGAUAAUAGCUUUCACAAUGAAUGUACACAACAGUGUUUUACAGUUUUAGCUGUUCAGGGCACAACUGCCUUGCAAAAAAGCUGUCUAGAGUUGGACAAGUAUAAACAACUUAGGAAAAGACUUAGAAUUGCAUAUACACAAAACAAACUGAUCAAACCCUGUCUUGAAGAAUUGGAUAGGAUAAUUGUAGUCCUGGAAUGCAGUCCUUCAGAACAAAUUCCAUCUUGCCUAAAUGCUUGAAAUUUCAAUUUGAAUGAGAAGUGUAGCAUGUCCACAACAAGAAAAUCCAAUGCCUUCAGAGGGAAAUGGCAGCUCUAUUUCCUUUUGGUUUGUUGCAGAAAGGUUAUAUUUGAUAUCAAACCUGUUUGUUCAAAAUGACGUGUCCAUAUCAGAGUAUUCCUACUUUGCAUUGGAUUGGGUCCAGCACAACAUCGGAAAAUUGGAAUUAAAAGAAGUGGCCUUUGGAAUUUAAUGAUCAAAUAAUGUAUUUGGUGGAGAAAAUAGUAUUUUUUUACAUGUUUGGGAAAGGUGGGGAUGGGGUAGGUAGCCUCUGUCCUCUAAUUCAAAUUGUUCACUUCUUGUUUUUAAACAAAAAAGGAAGAAUAGCUCAUGAUUUUUUUUUAACCUCAAAAUGGUAACUGCAGGAUUCUGUCUUGAGACAAUAUGCAAUUGUAGGUAAUUGGAUUGAUGGAUCUUAAGAAGGUUUGUGCAAGUUUUGGUACUGAUCAUUUUGGAUAUUUCUGGAGGCAUUUUUCAAUGGAAAUGUGAAAGUAUAAAAUUGAGAUUUUUAAAAUGCAGAUUGUAUUUUUUUUGAAAAUCAUCCAGUGAAUCUUAUUUCACUCCUUUUUGUAUAAGAAGACAGAGUGCUGUAAGUCAUAGCAUGCAAGUAGAAUGUACGGUUCAAUAAAUUUGGUGCAAUAGCAAUAUUAGUAAUCUAAUAAUGGCAAUUGCACUUUAACCUUUGACUAAGUACUGUUUUUAAUGUGGAGUUUCUGGUAAUAAACCAAAAAAACAAGUUAUGAAUUUUGGCCAGAGUUGGGAAUAUUUUUCAUAUGUUUAAAAAAAAUACUAUUCCUUAAAUUAUCUAUGGACUUCAUAAAUGUGUAAAUUUACCUAGUUAUGAGCAAUGUAAUAUGUUGAUUUUACUUGAACACUGAAAUGCAAUGUAUCUAACGUGAGGAAAAAGUGUCAUUAUGUUUUAGAUGUUUUUGUAAAUGAGCAAUUUGGUGUUUAUAAGAAUUUUCCAAA
Molecule: messenger RNA, 2060 nt
Organism: Pristis pectinata (smalltooth sawfish)
Lineage: Eukaryota; Metazoa; Chordata; Chondrichthyes; Rhinopristiformes; Pristidae
Exons: 7
Coding region: 66-1052 (328 amino acids)
Biological process (GO): nuclear protein quality control by the ubiquitin-proteasome system; proteasome localization
Cellular component (GO): nucleus
Source: RefSeq, a predicted model, not a curated record